GGGGGAUGACUGGAUGAGCAAUGGCGGAAGCGGAAGUAUUGUGCGAUUCUCUUGUCGCGAGUACAGUUGGUGAGAAUGAGUGGACGAUGGUGAAGAACAGUAGAGUAAAAAGGGCUAAAGUUGGAAAUGAACAGCAGUUUAUGGUUGGAGAGUGAUUCACAAGGAAGGAUAUUUUUGGGGUGACCCGUUUGCAGUCUCGAAGAUGGUGAAGGACAAAUUAGAUGAAGUGGAAUCGUUCAGAGUGACCAGGAGCGGUAUGAUGUUGAUUUUGUGUGUUUCAAAAGUGCAAAAGGAGAAAGCUCUGCGGCUCAAACAAGAUGUUGACGUAUGAUGUGGAAAGCUCUGAUUUUCAGAGUCGGGCACCAGUUAAAUGUAAUCUCUGGUGUCUCGUUGGACAUAGAGGCUGUGUGGACAUUCCAGGAGUGGUAGAUGCACUUCCCUUGAAUCGUCUGAUAAACGGAAAGAAGGAGCGAAGCCUAUCGGUCUUACUGUCGUUUCAUGAAGUAUUUCUUCCAACUGAUGUAAACCUUGGGUAUGUGAGAUAUGCGGUGAGACCGUAUGUACAGAAGCCGCUGCAGUGUUACAAUUAUAAAACGUUUGGACACGUGGCAAGUGUUUGUCGAAGGAAUAAAUAUGUAGUAGUUGAAGAGUAAGAUAAAGUAUGUUGUUGUAAUUGUGAUGGGAAUCAUGUUCCCAGAGUGCCUUGCAUGGAUGAAGGAGGUCGCAGCAGCUAGGAUCAGGGCCAUCCAGCAGGUCUUCUAUGUGGAGGAAGUGAAAAUAGCUGAAGGAGUGAGUAGAGAGGAGAUGGUAGUGGAUGUCCCACAGUCUGCAGUGAAUGCCAUGCAGGAGAAGGAUCCCGACACACUAAUUGUGAAGAAGGUGGACUUUGUUGGGUUUAUAGCGCAAGUGAUAAACUGCAAUAGUCAAACGAAUAAAAAAAUCAAAGAAGCUGGACAUCAUUGUGAAGGCGGCAAAUAGAUUUCUGGAUCUCCAGGACUUUACAGCCGAAAUGUUACAGGGAGUACUGAAUACUACUGAAAGAGGUUCCCCUCUCAGGUUCCUGAGCCUGUGUAGGGAUCUGAAUAGUACAGUUUUUGGUUUGAAAUUCAGGGUAGUAGCGUUGGUUCGUGUUUUUACUUUUCGGUAUAUGGUAUGAAUUUGUUCAUACAAAACAGAUUUUGUUUUGGGGGUAUUUUUUACUACCCCGUACAGUAGGUGGCGGCAAUACACCGUAUGAGUGUAGUCUGCCAGUUAACCUCAAAGAAGAAGAAGAACAACACAGCCAGUGCAGCCUAGGCCUAAUCAACACUAAAGCUUCAAUAGCAGCAUGCAGGGAGUGGGACUUGGACAAAUGUGUUGCAAGAAAGAAAAAAGAAAAAUAACUGUGGGCAUAAUUUGAAAAUAUUAUGAAAUUAUUGCAGAAUAUUGAUUUAGGCCUAACUGCUGUGGUCUGGCAUAUUAAUUUCCCACCAAGACCACAAUCAGUUGUGGACACCUGCACAGAAUAAAAUGUUAUGGAUUAUGGAUGUAAAAUCUGAUUCGAGGUCGGCAUGCUUCGUAUAACGUCAUACAUCCUAACCUUUCUGAGAGCAGAGCAGGCCCGCCAUUUCCCUGAAUGCUUCUAGUCCUUUAAACACAGCAGGAGUGUCAAUACGAAGACAGGAGACACACAGGGAUCCAGUGAGCGAGAGAUCGGGAUGAGAGAUGGGCAGAGAAUGAGUCAGCGAGAGAACCCACCAAAUCUACCGCCGCAUCUUUAUUUAUGAAAUCUAUUUGAUCAAAGGCGUCAGUUGGAUCAACAUAAGACUGAAAUAGUCAAGCGUUGGAUACGUUGUUUGAAUUUCUUUGUAUCAUUUUUCUUCCGCCUCGUCGCCCUGUCUUUUUCUUUGUUUUCCCCCUUUCUUUAUUUUAUUUUUAAAUAGGCGGUGGACAGGAGGUGUCAACCGUAGAGAUUAUAUCAUUCAAUUCAUUUGGAACUUUAUAGACGUAUUGUGAUUUUUCAAAUUCUUUGUUGCAUCAAUAAACGAAGAUGUCGGGGCAGAGCAUUACUGACAGGAUAACUGCAGCCCAGCACAGUGUAACUGGAUCUGCUGUGUCGAAAACAGUAUGCAAGGCCACCACACAUGAAAUAAUGGGCCCGAAAAAGAAACAUUUGGAUUACCUGAUCCAUUGCACCAAUGAGAUGAAUGUGAACAUUCCCCAGCUGGCUGACUCACUGUUUGAGAGGACCACCAGCACAAGCUGGGUGGUGGUCUUCAAGUCGCUCAUCGCCACACACCACCUUAUGGUCUAUGGUAAUGAGCGUUUUGUGCAGUACUUGGCUUCAAGGAACACAUUAUUCAACCUCAGUAAUUUUUUGGACAAAAGUGGUUUACAAGGUCUCUCUCUCCCAGGCUACGAUAUGUCCACAUUUAUCCGGAGGUACAGUCGAUAUCUGAAUGAAAAGGCUGUGUCAUACAGACAGGUUGCCUUUGACUUCACUAAAGUAAAGCGAGGGGUGGAUGGGGUGAUGAGGACCAUGAAUACAGAGAAGCUACUGAAGACCAUCCCUAUCAUACAAAGCCAGAUGGACGCCCUCCUCGACUUCAAUGUUAAUGCCAAUGAGCUAACAAACGGAGUGAUCAAUGCAGGGUUCAUGCUCCUCUUCAAAGAUUCCAUUAGGCUUUUCGCUGCAUAUAACGAAGGCAUCAUCAACCUGCUGGAGAAGUACUUUGACAUGAAGAAAACCCAGUGUAAAGAGGGCCUGGAUAUCUACAAGAAGUUCCUGACCCGAAUGACCCGAAUCUCAGAGUUCCUUAAAGUGGCAGAGCAGGUGGGGAUUGAUCGAGGAGACAUUCCAGACCUUUCCCAGUUCACAGUUUGUGCUCCCAGUAGCCUCCUGGAAGCUCUGGAGCAGCACCUGGCCUCUCUAGAGGGGAAGAAAGUCAAAGACUCCACUGCUGCCAGCAGGGCUAGUACUCUAUCCAACGCAGUGUCCUCGCUGGCCAGUACAGGGAUGUCUUUUACUAAAGUAGACGAGCGGGAGAAGCAGGCUGCUCUGGAGGAGGAACAGGCCCGUCUCAAAGCACUGAAGGAACAGAGGCUGAAGGAGCUCUCUAAGAGGCCUUCCUUCGCCACCACAGACACGUCUCCGGUCUCCACCACCGGGGGCACUAUCAGCACAGCCCCGGCCAUCGACCUCUUCUCCACACCCAGCUGCUCCAAUGGUGCUCUGAAGAUGGAGAGUGACCUGUUUGACAUUCAGCAGACCUUUAACCCUGCAGUGCAGGCCAGUUCGACAGGGCUUCCUGUGGCCACAGCAUGGGCAGAUCCUUUCACCUCUGCUGAAGCUGGAGAUGACUCCAUGCCAAACCUUAACCCUUUCCUCUCAAAAGUUGUUGUCGAUGCCGCCGCUCACUUGCCUGUCGUGUCCUCCGACGGUGUUAGCUAUUCCUCUAGGACGUCUGGUCAUGAAAUGUUUGGUGAUCGUUAUAAUCCCUUUACUGACACAAACUCGUCCGUUUCAACCAAUUACAAACGCACAGUGCGGAUAGAACACUCCAUCUCAGACUCCUUCUGUAGUGGUCCAGUGUCCAUGGCCCAGCACCUUCCACACCAGGCUCCCUACCCCACUGAGCCCUCUACUGUAGCAUGUCUAUUCAGAGGGUACUCCACAGCAUCACAGGUCCCCCCCCCAGGAGCACUCCAGGUGGAUUUCGAGUCAGUCUUUGGAGCCAAAGCUACCGGCGUUAACAACAUUGACUCUGAUGACAUCCUGAAACCCACCAUGAUCGGCUCCAAUCAGGCCCUGUGCUCCAUCAAUCAGCUGUCAGACAAACUGGUCGGAGAUGACCUGGACUCCUCCCUGGCCAACCUGGUGGGCAAUCUCGGGAUUGGAAAUGGCACAACAAAAAAUGACAUCCACUGGAGCCAGCCUGGGGAGAAGAGGCUGACUGGCGGAAGCAACUGGCAGCCCAAGGCAGCCCCAAACACCACCUGGAACCCCGUCUCCAUGACCCCCCCAGUCAUGGCCUACCCUGCCACAACACCAACAGGCAUGGUGGGGGGAUAUGGCAUGCCACCCCAACAGCUUGGCUCUAUGGGUAUGAUGAACCAACCCAACAUGAUGUACAACCAGCCCAUCAUGAGGCCGCCCAACCCCUUUGGCUCUGUUUCCAGUGCCCAGCCCUCUGCAGCCUCUAGUCCUUCCAGCCAGAGUCCUCUCAAAGCCCCCGGACAGGACCCAUUUGCACAGCUUUCUCUCAAGGAUUUCUUGUAGAGCGUCUCUUAGAUGCAGUUCAUGUAAUAUGACGUGUCUCAGAAAAUGAAGUACUUAGCAGCAAAGCUUUGUCUUCAUUGCCAGUCUAACUCUUCAGAGAAACGUUCACCCUCUCCCCACCCCAAAUACAGACAUGUCAAGAACACAACGAACAGUGCAAUGACUGGAGGAAAACCAUGGAAACCAUGUCCAACUGACGAUGGGAAGAAAAUAAUUCACCACCCGUUAUUCUGUCAUUUGUCCAAGACGUCAAGUGAUGCUGCUGUUUUUUAAAAGUACCUAUAGGGGUUCCUCAUCCAUUGUAUCCUCUGCUAUGGGUGCUGAGAAACUUUGAUAUUAUGUAUUUGGAAAUACUACUGUGGUUGGGUGUAACAGCUUGGUGUUCUAAUCUAGUGUGAGGGGGGGGGGGGACAAGACGAAAAAGAGGAGAGGAAUCCUUCCAUCUCUUGAUUCGAUCAUCAGUGAUCCAUUUCCUAGUUAUUUAACUGACACUGAGUAGUGAUGCUAAUGACGUUUACACCUGUUUUAGUUUGUCUUUUUUACUGUGUUUACAGUAGACAUUCCUUGUGUGUUUAUUUAUUUAUGUUAUGGUUUUAAAACUGAGGAAGAAAAUCUAUAGUGUAAUCUAUAGUACCUGUGGGAGUGCCUCAGCAUUUAACAUGGAUGUUGGAUGGUUUCAUUGGAGAUGUAGAGAAAAUAAAAUAGAUAUUAUAUAAAAUACACCUAUAAACGGAAUGAUAGAGCACUAAAUAUUCUUCAAGUUUUGUGAUAAGAACAGUUUUACUAGGUCAAAUCUCAUGAUCUCCCCUGUGCAAGUGGAGUAGGGGGUUCCAGUAUGAGUCAGUAAUCUAUAUAGUCAAUUCUGUGCCUAGGAUUUUUUGCAAUGGAACAACUUUUCUGUCUAGUUUAAAAACACUUCAUCCACGUUUCUGAAGCAUCACACUGGGGUGGAAUCCAUUUUGCUUUAAGCUUGGCAUGCCAUUGACUCACUGACCAUUUAAUGGCUGCCUUUACUCUGAAUGUGAAAGAAUUGCUUUCAUGUUGAACAUAUUUUUCCAUGCUACCCGCACCACCUCAGCUCUGACUCCCUGGAAGCCAGACGAGAGUGUGUCUGGGUGUUGCAGACACUAAACAAGGGUUAAAGUUUUGAUGUAAAUUAGUUGUAUAAAGAUCCAGUGGGACAGGGUGAGAGGGGGGCACUGUUGAUCGGUGCUCUGUGUAUAUAAACCUGACUGUUCAAUGGAGAGGGAAGUGAAAGAUGUAUGAAAUAUGAAAGCAAUUCAAUCAAUCUGACUCUACCUACGUUUGAUUCAGGAUAUUUUCUGCGUUUGUCUUGCGUGGAUUAUAUUUUUGUUUAUGUAAUUAAAACGUGUAGCAGACAUUGACAGGUUUUUUUUUUUAAUAAAGAGCAGCUUCCACAAA
Oncorhynchus gorbuscha (pink salmon) is the source of this 5680-nucleotide messenger RNA. Its product is annotated as phosphatidylinositol-binding clathrin assembly protein-like. Gene Ontology annotation, molecular function: SNARE binding; 1-phosphatidylinositol binding; phosphatidylinositol-4,5-bisphosphate binding. Gene Ontology annotation, cellular component: clathrin-coated pit; extrinsic component of presynaptic endocytic zone membrane; synaptic vesicle. The coding region runs from base 2030 to 4258 and encodes 742 amino acids. The record is from RefSeq and is a predicted model, not a curated record. Gene Ontology annotation, biological process: clathrin-dependent endocytosis; clathrin coat assembly; synaptic vesicle budding from presynaptic endocytic zone membrane. The transcript is spliced from 24 exons. NCBI's taxonomy places the organism in Eukaryota, Metazoa, Chordata, Actinopteri, Salmoniformes, Salmonidae.